UUGAUGGAUACAGAUUUGUUUGGCCCAAAAAGAACAAAAGAACAUGGUAUGAAAAAACACCUGGCGCUUUUGUUAUAAAAAAGAGGUCUUUUAACUGCCAAACUGGUAAAUGUCGGUGGCUUCCCGCUAAUAAUAGACAAACAACCAAACCACAACCAACCGAAAUUAACCGCCGCUGGCCGCCAUCAGCUCCGACGGCCACGGCGGCGACGACGGUGUCUUUUCUUUGUCCGCCACCGAUUUUUCAACCAAAUUUACAGUCUCCUUUCACCUCGCACGUGUGCGUCGGGGGACUAAUUCCUUCCUUUACGACACCGUUCCAGUCUCAAAUUGCACGCAACCUAUUUGAACUUUAUUCCCCCAAAUAUAGAAAAUAGGAAAAAAAAAAAAAAAAGGAAAAAUUACGUACGACGGGAGAAUUUUCCCCCUCUCCUCAUAGCCACCCUAUAAAAAUCGUCCCUCCCCACUUGUGUUUAUAGUUCAUUCAUACCAUUCUGCUCUGUCUCCUUAAUUCAUUCAUCCAUCCAUCCAUCAUCAUCACAAUUUCCUCCUGCCCCUUCACCAGGUACCAAUGAUCUCUUUCACAUAGAUCUUGUUCACUUUUAACUCUCUUUUUUUCGCCAACCCAUAUCGAUUUUUUCAUAAUUUUCACGUUUUUUUCGUGUAAAGUUCCCACCUUUGCUCCAAAUGCAACCUUGCAUUUAGCUGAAUUUUGAAUAUCUGUGAUGACAUUCGUGGUUUGCUUUGAUCUGGAUUUUCAAGGUACCAAGUCUUAGUUACUGCAGAUGGGAACUGUUGUUGAUGCCACAAACAAGGAAGGAAAUGGUGCUGUUUUAGGUGACAAGAAUGUGACUGUUGUCUUUGUCUUGGGUGGUCCUGGUAGUGGCAAGGGGACCCAGUGUGCAAACAUUGUGAAGCAUUUUGGGUACACCCACCUUAGUGCCGGUGAUCUUCUUAGAGCAGAACAAAAAUCUGGUUCAGAAAAUGGGACAAUGAUUCAGAACAUGAUCAAGGAAGGAAAGAUUGUACCCUCCGAGGUGACGGUUAAGCUUCUCCAACGAGCUAUGGCGGAAAGUGGAAAUGACAAAUUUCUGAUUGAUGGUUUCCCCCGUAAUGAGGAAAACCGGGCUGCUUUUGAGUUAGUCACUGGAAUUCAACCAGCUUUUAUUCUCUUUUUUGAUUGUCCUGAAGAAGAGAUGGAGAGGCGCCUUCUUGGUAGAAACCAGGGAAGAGAAGAUGAUAACAUUGAGACAAUAAGGAAACGCUUUAAAGUUUUCUUGGAAUCCAGUCUUCCCGUGAUUGAAUAUUACAAUUCCAAAGGGAAAGUUCGAAAGAUUGAUGCUGCCAAACCCGUUGAAGAAGUUUUUGAAGCAGUUAAAGCUGUAUUCACCACACCUGAUGACAAGGUAUAGGCUCAUAAACAAUUUUUAUGCUCCAUGCUGUAGAGUGCAAUUCGAACCUUGAAAAACAGAGCCAUGUUGUUCUCGUGUAACUGUUGAUGUGUUUCAUUAGUACUUCGUGAGCACCGCCAUUUCUACGUGCUAGGAAUACGAAAUUCUACAUUCUUCUUGAGGUGGCAGCUCGUUUUGAAAUUUUUUUUUUACCUUGCAUUGUAAUUGCCGGGAACAUCAUUCCUGCCAGUACUUUUACCAUUGUGGCGAUAAAUGGAGGAAGCCUUGGUCAAUUCGCCAAGAUGGGGAUGAGACAGAAGACAACUAAUAUAACUUUCUAAUUGUGUAGCAAAUAAUGAAGCAAUGAUGCCUGGUUUAGGAAUAUUUUGCCUUGUAGUUCCUGUAGUUGACUAAGAGAAAAGUAUUUUAAAUAUUGAUCCAGCAAGACACAAGAAAAGUAUUUCUUGUGUCUUGCUGUUUGAGCUUAAUAACAUCGAUUGUGAUCUUAUUGAUGGUUUUUAUGUUGUUUGCUAAGUUUGGUGAUGUUGGAAAGUGAACCUACUGGCUUCCUUUUCUCAUGGAAAACCCGCUUCAUAAGAUUUCUACUGAUUGAUGCAUGAAACUGAUGCUCGUUGCUCAAAUCAGAUGUGUAGAGUAAACUAUCAUUUGUAUGUAAUUAAUGUUUAAUUUAGUGUUAUCACUGUUUCUUCUAUUACAAUAUUGUGGUGUGCUGGUGUUCUCCUUCCGUCAAAUUAGGAGGAAUACAUCAAUAGUUAUAAUGACUCUUGAAUAUCAUCUGUAUGUUCCUCUCGUAGCCCGUAGAUUAAUUUGUAAAUUUUUGUUGCAGGUUACUGUCUAAAAUCAUAGGAUACUGUUGUUUCAAGGUUUUCAAUAUGGUAAGUUGUUUGGACUCUUACCAUUUGCUGUGGUAGAAAAAUUCUUUCUAAAGUUUAUGUCUACCAAUGAAAUUUUCUUUGUUGGUUUUGCAACUUGAAUUUUCUUUAUAAAUACUUUUACCACGUCAUGCUUCUGUCUGUAUGCAAACCAUUACUAAUGAUUCAGAGUAAACAUUGUUCUUGUAUUGUAUGGAAUGCAAAGACUGGCUCAAAUGUAGGUGGUUGAACCCCUUUAGCAAGAGAUGAGCUUUGCUAAGAUCAGAAAAUUCAGUUUACUUCGAUAGAUUACAGAAGGAAUCAAGAGUUCUUGCAGCUCAAAUACAUAUUAGCUGAAUGCAACCUUUCAAUUAAGUUCAUAGAACUGGUGUUGUGAAAACCACUUUGUUCUUUGAUGUACUAACAAUAAUCAUACUUUUUGGUUGCCAAAGAUGCAUAGUUGGCAAAAUGGUUGGGCUUUGAUUAGAUUUUGAACUUUUGUGACCCAUUGAGUUAAAUGUUAAUUCAUUUUCUCUCAGAAUGUCUUGUUUUUUCCAGUCAAAGCUUACACUUGGUUUUCAUGCUCAACUGCAGGUUUCAUGAUAUGGGCAGCACAUUGUUGUACUAUGUUAUCUAAUAUACUCGUCGCCGCUAUACUUGCAACUUGAAUAGGGUUCAUUUGGGACUUCUAUCUUCGAUUUUUAAAAGAGAAUUAGUGAUAAUGUUAUAGCUUCUGAGGCUUUUGUCUCUAUAUUUGUCUUCAAAGAUAUUUUUGGUAAUAAGAUUUUGAGUUUCUAUGUUGAGUGUUACGCGUGUCUUCUUCCAUUACUUGUGUUAUUCAACUGUAAUUUGCACUUACUUCGUACGAGAAAAAUAGUUCAAUUUGUUGAACUAAAACAGUACAAUUAGGUGGACUAUGUUUCUGAAAUAGAAGAAGUAGCUUUCAACAAUCGUCCGUGGUUUUUGCUCAUAAAGAGAAACCUCGCUAAUCUUGUAACGGAGCCAGCUUUCUAGAUGUUACAUGAAGUGUAAAACUGGAGCAAUUGGAGUGUUUAGGUUUAAACUUGUUAGAGAGUUAGCUCCAUGUCUCGUUGUCAACAAAACUGGAACAUUUGUAAUUUUGACAAGAUGAAUUCUAGUCAGCAUGAACAAAUGAAAUACGCA
This is a messenger RNA of Oldenlandia corymbosa var. corymbosa, 3427 nucleotides long. NCBI's taxonomy places the organism in Eukaryota, Viridiplantae, Streptophyta, Magnoliopsida, Gentianales, Rubiaceae. The record is from the annotation of a GenBank genome assembly.